Molecule: messenger RNA, 344 nt
Organism: Drosophila melanogaster (fruit fly)
Lineage: Eukaryota; Metazoa; Arthropoda; Insecta; Diptera; Drosophilidae
Exons: 1
Coding region: 15-290 (91 amino acids)
Source: RefSeq, marked reviewed
ACGGAGUUAUCAAAAUGAAGUUUUUCGCUGUUCUCUUCCUCUUCUGCGGCAUUGUAGGAUUUGCCAUGGUUGCUUCUACGUCACCCUCUGCGGACUAUGAUUACGGAUCUGAUUCAACUACGGAACAGGACACUACCGCCCCUGCAUCUGACACUACCCUAGCUCCCUUGGCACAGCCUCCAUGUGGCAGCGGACCCCAAGGACCCUGUGGACAAGUCCCUCCCCCACUGCCGCCCUGCGUGGGAGGUCCUGGUGGCCUUUGCGGCAAGAAACUUUACUUCUUCUACUAAAUUAAUUCUAACUAGGUUAAUUAUUCUGAAGCAAUAAAGUGAAAAAAGUUUUAG